Messenger RNA from Caenorhabditis elegans, 646 nucleotides. The record is from the annotation of a RefSeq genome assembly. Lineage: Eukaryota; Metazoa; Nematoda; Chromadorea; Rhabditida; Rhabditidae.
CUUGGUCGGCCAAAGAUGUGGGAACAGUCCGAAAGAUUUUUUUGAAUGGACCAAAGGAUCUGAAAUGCCCGUGAAGAUCCCAAAGUACUGAAAUCAAAUCUGAAAACGACAACCUAACAUCCCGGAUACCGUCAACCGAUUGGGCCCUCGUCGAGUCGAUCAUCAGAAGCAUCUGGAAAUGCCCGUUUCAGUCAUCUCUGCUUCUUCUCAACGAGUUUCGUGUUUUCGAUAUGUCCAACCAUCCAAUGCCUCUGCUUGUGGAUGAUUUAAACCUGCAACGUCAGCAACUUCUGUGAUACAAGAGAACCUAUAUACAUCAUCAUAUCCAUUCAAGAGAGAGUUUAUCCUAUUGCCCCCCAUUCCCCCACCACCCGCAUAUCAUUCAUUAAUCAACAGCUUCUUUUAUUCAUUUGAUUACUUGCUAACUUCAUUGAGAACAUAUACAUUCACUGUGAUACUUGAAAUACUAACAAUAUUGGUUCCGCAUUUUGAGAAAAAAAAAGUUCUAGAAAAAGCCCACCGAAAAAUAUAUACAGUUUGAAAGUCCCCCCACCCCCACCUCAAAAGCCCAUUUAUUCACCAAUUGUGCCUUAUUGCGUUGAAAAUUGAGUUACAUAUAUUCAUAAUAAAUUAAUCGGAAAAAGUA